Prorocentrum cordatum is the source of this 447-nucleotide messenger RNA. Lineage: Eukaryota; Dinophyceae; Prorocentrales; Prorocentraceae. The record is from the annotation of a GenBank genome assembly.
AUGCAGGCGGACUUGGCGCCGGGGGUCCCACCUGCCGACGGAGUCAACCACCUCCCUGCGCCGUACACCACGGUCACCAGCCAUCGGCGUACUUGCGGCAGGUGGCGGACCAGUCGUGCGUGCCGAAACCGGCUCCGCCCUACGAGGUGGUCGCCGGAGCGAAGGUCAGUCAGGAGACUGCGUCAGUCGAGUUCCAAUAUGACGGAGGCUCUCGGGUUUUUCCUCCAUUUCUUCAAGCAACAGCCGCAGUUCUAUGCCGAGUUCCCCCAGGAGUUCACGGAGGCUGUAGACGCUGCCGUGGGUCCGCGCCCAUCGGAGGUGGCACGUAUUGUGUCAAGUAUUGGUUUGCUAUGCGUUGUAUGGUUCGCAUUCGGGAACGCGUCUUCCUCGCCAGCUCUGCUGGUAGUCUUGGCGGCGUGCGCCACAACAGGUUGGAAUGUAUGGUGA